Messenger RNA from Syzygium oleosum, 2004 nucleotides. Its product is annotated as probable indole-3-pyruvate monooxygenase YUCCA4. Gene Ontology annotation, molecular function: NADP binding; N,N-dimethylaniline monooxygenase activity; flavin adenine dinucleotide binding. The record is from RefSeq and is a predicted model, not a curated record. The coding region runs from base 424 to 1680 and encodes 418 amino acids. NCBI's taxonomy places the organism in Eukaryota, Viridiplantae, Streptophyta, Magnoliopsida, Myrtales, Myrtaceae. Gene Ontology annotation, biological process: auxin biosynthetic process. The transcript has 4 exons.
CUUCUCUCUCUCUCUCUGGCGCAAAUUAACUGCCAUUUCGAAAAACCAGAAGGAAAACAGAGAGAGGGAGCUCGCUCUUUCUCACCCACCUCUCACUUCUCAUAAACGCACUCUGUUUUCUCCCCUGCUUUUCUCCCUGGCAUUUAUCCCUCUUUGCUCACAGACCAAGGCCACCACCACCCCCCCUAAGAUUCUCACAGAGUCUCUCUCUCUCUCUCUAUCUCUCGUCUUCUCUUUAAAUGCCCACUUCAUCCCACUCCAAGACUUCCCCAUCAAAGAAACAGAGCAUUGCAGAACCAAGAAACAGGGGAAGCAUAAAAGAAAGCCACUGAAUAGAGUCCUCUCUCUCUCUCUCUCUCUCUCUCUCUUUCUCACUUCACCUUCCUCCUCCAUUUCUUGGUUUUCUUGUUAAAGAGACCAAACAUGGGUUCGGGUUCUUGCGGAGACCAAGAACUGGAAGACGAGCGAAGAACGGACGAGCCUAUGCUCGUGAACGGGCCCAUCAUCAUCGGUGCAGGGCCCUCCGGCCUCGCCGUCUCGGCCUGCCUCUCCGAGCGAGGAGUCCCUUCCCUUAUCCUGGAGAGGAGCGACUGCAUCGCCUCCCUCUGGCAAAACAAGACCUACGAUCGCCUCAAGCUCCACCUGCCCAAGCAGUUCUGCGAGCUCCCGCUCCUCCGCUUCCCUCAAAACUUCCCGAAGUACCCGACGAAGCACCAGUUCGUCUCCUACCUGGAGUCCUACGCUUCCCACUUCGAGAUCAGGCCCAUCUUCAAUCAGACGGUCCAGAGGGCCGAGUUCGACGAGUCUCGCGGGUUGUGGAGGGUCCGGACUCGGGAGGGGCUCGAGUGCAGCUCGAGGUGGCUAGUGGUGGCCACGGGGGAGAAUGCCGAGCCGGCGACGCCGGACGUGGCCGGGCUCGAGCGUUUCCAGGGGCGGGUCGUCCACACGAGCGGGUACAAGUCGGGGUCGGAGUUCAGGGGCCAGCGGGUCUUGGUGGUGGGCUGCGGCAAUUCAGGCAUGGAGGUCAGCUUGGACCUCUGCAGGCACAAUGCCACUCCUCACAUGGUGGUUCGCAACACUGUACAUGUUCUGCCCAGAGAAAUGCUUGGGUUCUCAACAUUCGGAGUGGCCAUGGCACUGUUCAAAUGGCUCCCUCUAAGAUUGGUGGACAAGAUCCUCCUCCUAAUCGCCAACGUCACCUUGGGCAACACCGACCAAUUGGGCCUCCGGCGGCCCAAGACCGGGCCGCUCGAGCUCAAGAACAUCACCGGAAAGACCCCCGUCCUCGACGUCGGCGCCCUCUCGCAGAUAAAGUCCGGCAAAAUCAAGGUGAUGGAAGGAGUGAAGAAGAUAACCAAGAAUGGGGCUAAGUUUUUGGAUGGGCAAGAGGAGGAGUUUGAUUCCAUAAUCCUGGCAACUGGGUACAAGAGCAAUGUCACUAGUUGGCUCAAGGGGGUUGAUUCCUUCUCCAAAGAAGGCAUGCCCAAGACACCAUUUCCGAAUGGUUGGAAAGGGGGUGAUGGGUUGUACACCGUCGGAUUCACGAGGAGAGGCAUCCUUGGGACCGGCUGCGAUGCAAUCAAGAUCGCUGGAGACAUCGCCGAUCAGUGGAGAUCAAGCAUCGAGGAAAGCAACCAAGAUAUGCAUAAUUGCCACAUUAUCCACCUCCAAAAACCAUGAUCGACCGACCCCAAAAAUAUAAAAGGAAAAAAAAACAGAAGAAAAUAACUUGACCUUCCUAAAAAAGGGCAAAAGAAAAGAAGAAGAAGAAGAAGCUAUGUUUUAUGGGUCAACGCCGGAGUCAAGCUAGGGUUUGGCAAGUUUGUAUUUAUUCUUCACUUAGGUUUGAGGAUAUCUUUUCUUCUUCUUUUUUUCCUUUGCCCUUUUUUUGUUGGCCCUUUUCUUGCAACAUUCGGUUCUUGUUGUAAAUACUCCAAUUUUGCUAGCUCUCUUUGUAUGUUUGUCGACCUCAUGUGAUCCGAAAAGGAGAAGUGUUUGAGCAAA